Cucumis sativus (cucumber) is the source of this 2431-nucleotide messenger RNA. RefSeq lists its product as uncharacterized. Lineage: Eukaryota; Viridiplantae; Streptophyta; Magnoliopsida; Cucurbitales; Cucurbitaceae. Bases 695 to 2311 code for a protein of 538 amino acids. The record is from RefSeq and is a predicted model, not a curated record. The transcript has 9 exons.
UCCACCGCAGCAGGAGACCAUCUCAAAUCAAAUCCUAAUAUACAUCUCCUCAUUUUCCUUUUCACAAACUUGCCUUCUAAACCUCAAAUCUUUAGUCAACUCUUUACCAAUUUUUCAUUUUUUUUAUCUUCCCAUGUCAUCUUUAAUGGCACCCCACCACUUUCCUUCUCUCCCUCUCUCUCUCUUCUUUCUUUUUAAAUAAAAACCCUUUUUAGGACUUCCUUCAGUUGUCACUUUAUAUUGUUCUAUAUGUUCUUGUCAACCCCCAAAAAUAAUGAAAUUUGAAGACUUUCUAAUGGAGCCAACACCAGAUGAGCAUCAGCAGCAUAAACUUGAUCUUGAGAGUCAAGUUAUGAAGUUGCAAGCAGAAUUGCAUGGUGAACAGGCCCUCAACAAAGCUCUUCAUUGGGCUCUUCAUGGUCCUCUCUUGUCUCAUCCUCAUGUUUCUUCUACUUUGCCCCCUCAGGUAAGCCUACUCUUUUCUGCAUUGGGAUUUUUUGUAUGAAUGGCUUCUUUUCAAGGAUCCAACUCAGUUGCACCAUUCAAGCUAUGGGUUUUUUUGCCUUUUGUUAAUGAAAUUACCAAAGUAAACAAAAUACAUGUGUGACGGGCUAGCUCCUCAAUUCUCCAUCUCGCUUCUAUAUCUGGCUCCUCAAUACACGUUUCUCUCCUUCUUUCUCUGUUUGUUUCCUCUAUGUUCCCUCGAUUCUCGUUCUUUCUCUUUGAUCUCACAACAAUGCAUGCUCGCUCUCCAACUUCCAUCGUGAAAGAGGAAGGACAAAAGAAGAAAGCUUUUAUAUUGAAGAAGAGAAAGAGAAAGAAGAUGGUACAACAAGAAGCGAGAAUUGGGAGGAGAAGCAAGGUCCAUCAUGCUUGCAUUUUUUGUAAUUUUGAUAAUUUCAUUCACGUGCAGUUGGUUAUGAAAGAAUUGGGAGCAGUGGAAAGAGAGAUUGAUAGAUUAGAAAAAAAGGUUGAAGAGUUGAAAUUCAACUUAUACAAAGAGAAGGAACAAAAUAAGGAAUGGGAAAUUCAGCAGCGCCUCAGAAGUCUUUGCCAACAAAACUUGCUCUUAAAUGGACCUGAAAAUAAUAGCAACUCACAGAUUAAUGGCCAAAGAUCAAGAUCUCAGCAUUAUGAUGAACUUAGAAAAGAUAUAAUGCUUAGUGAAAGGAGAUUCUCUUCAAGUGCUGCUUCUGAUAUCCAAAUUACCAUGUCUUCUACUGGUGCUAGGAAGAAUAUGACAAGAAGCCGAAACCAAAGUCAAUUCGACAAAGGACCUUGCAUUGAAACACCAAAUGAGAUUUCAGAACAGUUGAUUAAGUGUCUCAUAAGCAUUUAUCUUGAUCUUAAUCAGCCAUCAAACAACAGCCAAACUUCACCAAAUAUACCAAAACAUGGCCUUUCAUGUAUCAACUCAAAGCGCUCCAUUGCAAAGACAAGCUUUAGUUGCAAAGCGCCUCAACUCACCUUGUCUUUUGAUUAUAGCUCAUCCAAUCCCAAUCCCAAUCCCAAUCCUUAUAGUAUAUUGCUCGACUCAGAAGGAACUGUGAGGGAUAUUGGCCCUUAUAAGAACUUCAUCCAUAUAACACGAACGUCUUUCGACAUCCGUAGAUUGCCUGAGUGCUCGCCGUCAAUCAGAAAAUUGAGGGUUUUGAUUCAUAAGCUGAGGAGUGUGGACUUGACCUUCUUGACAUACAAACAGAAGUUAGCAUUUUGGAUAAACAUAUAUAACUCCUCUAUAAUGCAUGCAUUUCUCGAACAUGGACAGCCAUCAACAAUUGAAAAACUCUUGGCUUUGAUGAACAAGGCUGCUCUUAAUGUUGGUGGGAUAGUUCUCAAUGCUCUGGCUAUUGAACAUUUCAUUCUUCGUCAUCCAAGCGAAGCAGAAACAAAAUAUCCUUUGGAUGAGAAAGAAAUGCUGCUUCGACAUGCUUAUGGCUUAGGAUAUCCAGAACCAAAUGUGACAUUCGCAUUGUGUCGAGGCAGUUGGUCAUCACCUGCAUUAAGGGUGUACACUGCAGAGGACGUGGUGAAUGAGUUGGGGUUGGCAAAAGUGGAGUACUUGGAAGCAUCAGUAGGGAUGACAAGCAAGAAGAAGAUAAUGGUGCCAAAGCUUCUUCAAUGGCACAUGAAAGACUUUGCAGACGACAUGGAAUCACUGUUGGAAUGGAUUUAUAGCCAACUUCCUCGUUCUGCAACCUUGAAGAGGUCUAUAAUGGAGUGUUUGAAUGGUGAAACUAAAUCCCCUGUUAAUAAAAUGGUGGAAAUCCAACCUUAUGAUUCCGAGUUUCGAUACUUACUUCCCAUGUAGUCUAAAUUUGUAUGCAAAUGCAAUUUUUUUUAUUUAUUCAACCUGUCUGGUUAGGAAAGUCUUAGCCAUGUAAUCUUCAUUUGCAUUAUGCUAAAUAAAUGGUCAUCUCUUCCCCAGAAA